This is a messenger RNA of Pollicipes pollicipes, 2998 nucleotides long. RefSeq names its product autophagy-related 17 (gene Atg17). The record is from RefSeq and is a predicted model, not a curated record. Gene Ontology annotation, biological process: reticulophagy; ribophagy; autophagy of mitochondrion. Gene Ontology annotation, molecular function: molecular adaptor activity; protein kinase binding. Lineage: Eukaryota; Metazoa; Arthropoda; Thecostraca; Pollicipedomorpha; Pollicipedidae. Gene Ontology annotation, cellular component: Atg1/ULK1 kinase complex; phagophore assembly site membrane.
CUGCUCGAAUGCGACAGGCAUGUUAUUGUGCAACGGGCAUGGUAAAUGUAUCAGCUGCGGAUGAACUGCCUACACCUUUGUAGUCCAAAAGUUUUAAAAGUUAUUUCAGGAAAAAGUUUUCGAAUUUGUAACACAAUGAGGGAAAGCGGAUAUCUUGCUUUGCUUAAGCCUUUCCUUUGCGCGGGCAAUUCAUUUAUUCGACAAUUGUGGGUGAAGCUUGGAAGACUUCCACUGCUGCCAGAGGAGACAGUCCCAUCAGAAAUCAUGCUGUAUGUUUUCUUAGUCAACACAGGCACCACACUGACAUUUGAUAUGCAGUUGGCUAUGCAAACUGUGGAUGUACUGAAGAAAAAAAUUGCGGAGUGCUGCAGGAUCCCUCCAGACAAGCAGGUGCUGCUGAUCAGCGGUGGCGAGUGGCUGGACGCGACGGCCCGCGUCGGCAGCUACCCGGCUGGGACCGACACCAGCCCCAUCUUCCUCUUCUCGAAGCUGUCCGAGGCGCCGCAGAUGCCUACCGACCCCAUGCAGAGCAGCGACGAGAUCGAGGACCAGGUGGCCGGAUCCAUGGCCCUGCCGCCCAGCUACUCUACCGUGGUGUCCAGGUCCCAGCUGGCGCAGCAGAUCUUCGAGUGUGGCAGAGAACAGGUGCGCCACUGUGACCUGCUGAUCCACGAGCAGCACCUGCAGCAGCAGGGCUGGGCGGCAGUGGUGGCCAACAUGGACGACCUCUCCCAGGUGCUGGUGGCAUCCAGCUCCCGCUUCAGCCAGCAGUUCCAGCAGUACCUGUCCGAGCGGCCGCAGCAUUUCGCGCUGCUGGACGCCUUCCCGGAGGACCUGCAGCUAGCUGGCGCGCAUACCAUGCUGGAGGAGCUGGACGCGGCAGCGGGCGCCACGCGGGUGCCGGCCGGCAGCUCCAUCUUGGACUGGAUCAGCGCGCAGGACACGCGCCGCCUGGAGGAGGUGUGCGACAAAGCGCACCAGGGCUUGGAGCUGCUGGACGAGCAGUUCCUGCAGGAGCUAACGGCCGAGCAGCACAAGAUCCUGGACCCGGCCAUGGCGUCAGACAUGUCGGAGAUCCGCGGCCUGGAGGACAGGCUGAUGCGGCUGGACGAGCUGCGCCACCGCGCGCAGACCACCGUCUCCGAGCAGAAGGAGCUGGCCAAGGCGUUCAUCCAGAACCAGGCGCGCGCCAGCUGCGUCAACGAUCCGUCCGUGCUGCCCGACCUGUGCGCGUCGCACUGCACCCAGCUCCAGGUGAUGCUCGACAAGCACAAGCAGCUGGUGGACGUGCGCAAGCGGUGCGCCAAGGCCAAGGAGGAGCUGUCGGCCAACAUCCACCGGCGCCUCUGCUGGGUCGUCUCCAUCCAGCAGCGCAUGACCGAACUCUCCACGAAGCUGAUGAUCCACUCGGAGCGGCUGAAGCAGCUGCGCCAGCAGAUGGCCGUCCUGUCAGCGCUGCACCAGGCGCCCACCAUGUACCUGACGGCCGUGGCCGAGGUGGUGCGGCGGCGCCAGUUCACGGACCAGUUCCUUGACUGGGCGGGCAGCAUCGCUGCCAGCGCCGCCAAGGUGCACGCGGCCGAGUCCCUCAGCCGCCACCGCUUCGGCGACGCGCUCAAGUCGCACUUCAUCAAGGGCAUGUUCCCGGGCGUGGACGAAGUGCCGCCACCGUUCGCCGCCGAGUGUCCGGCCGACUACGACGCACGCCUGCCGCCGCUGACCGAACAGCACGUGCGCCGGCUGACUGUGGCCGGACUGGAGACGGCGCGUCUGACCGACCUGCAGGGCCAGCUGGAGUCGGAGCGGCGCGCCGCCAAGGAGGCGCAUGACGCCCAGCUGCAGCGCCAGGCGGAGGAGCAGCGCACCAAACUCAUCCUCGAGUGGCGCGAGGUGAGCGAGAAGCAGAAGCGCGAGAUCGAAGAGCGCUGCCAGCGGCUGCUGGAGGCUGCCGUGCUGGUCGUCACCGAUCGACUCCGCGCCGAGCAUCGCGCCGAGGUGCAGGCGCUCCGCUCCAGGUUCCGCAUGAUGACGUCCAACCUGGGCUCGCCGUCCGAUGGCAGCUCGGAGAACCUGCCGCUGGGCUCGCCACAGUCGGAGGCGAGCGGCAAGCAGCGGGCCGACGAGGCGUGCUGCAGCUGGAGCCGGAGCCGGAGGGCGCGGCGCCCGAUGUUCCCCAGUGUGCGGCGGCUGCAGCGCGACAACGAGCGGCUGCGCAUGCAGCUGUCGCGCAGCACCAGCGGCCUGCUGGAGCGCGGCCAGGUGUCCGUGCUCACGUGCAACGACGGUGACGUGGUGCUCGUCGUGUGGGACGCCGAACGACGCCACUACCGUGUCUACCAGGAGGCGACGCUGCUCUACUUCGUCCACUCGGACAGCUACGAAGCGCUUGGCCUGAGCGCGCAGACGGCGCGCCGUCAAUACGCCGUCGCCGAGGUGGUCAGCCACGAGUUCUGCCAGGCGAAGAAGGAGGGCAACCGGUACCACGUGCCGCGCGGCACGCGCUUCUACCGGGUGCGCGUGAAGCCGUGGACGCGGCCGGCCGGGCUGGCCGAGCUGAGCGGCUCGACUCGCCGACUGUCAGCCCACGCCCUGUCGGUCGAGUCGCACGAGGGCGCCUCGUAGGCCGGCGUCGGGCGAGAGACUCCAUCGGUAUGGGUGUGCUGUGAGCUUUCCGGCGGGGUGCGACCGCAGGUUUUAGAGGUGCGGAUUGGCCACGAUGCGUUAGCCAGGGCUCGUCGGUAUUAUGCGUGCACAAUAACUGCCUGAUGACAGCAUAUUAACCUCAAUCAAUUUCCAGAGUGUUCAUCCAUAACCAACGGUGUCUAUGUGCAUUGGGUAUGCAAAGCUCUUGCACCAGUAGGUUUUGUGCUUUCUCAGGCAAAUUCCAAUGCUAUCAUGUGCUUGUGACUGGCGAUAGUGCUGUUCGUACCUGGUGGCUUCGCACUGGGCUGUGAGUGAAUCACGAGCCUGUUCAAUACACCGACAUCGAGGAAACGAA